AUGGCUCCUUCUGCAGCGACUGGAGCCGAUAUUGACUCUGAGCUAUUUGCAAAUGUCAACAACAACACCCAUCAACUGUGGUGGAAGGACCCCGGCCUCAGAAGGCUCAAUAUAGUUCUUCUAUCCACCUUUCUUGGACCCAUAGCCAACGGCUAUGAUAUCUCGCUCAUAUCCGGGCUUAAUGCUAUUCCGCAAUGGUUCGAGGACUUAAGUGGACUCGAAGACGCGAGCACGUCGGGACUCCUAAUAGCGGUGGCUGACCGACUGGGCCGCCGAUGGGGAAUCAUUAUCGGAGGCAUUAGCACAAUUGCACCCGUCAUAGGCCAGUCUUUCUGCAAGACAGCGGUCUAUCAUGCUCCUAUUGAAGAUCGCACAUCCGCAGUCGCCGGAGUCCUCUUCAAUACAUUUUUCUUCGUUGGCUCCAUCACGGAUGCGUGGGCUUCUUUUGGAAGCCACUAUCUCAACACUCGUCUUCGUCAUAUUUAUUCCGGAGUCUCCGCGCUGCCCAUAAACAACAAUCGGCCUGGAGAAGCGAGGAAGAUCCCGGCGAGGUUUCACGCCAACGGCAAUGAGACUGACGAGCUUGUUGUGAUUGAAUUCUCAGAGAUCUGCGCUUCCACCGAAAUCUCGCGAAACACAAAGGUCAGCUGGGCCUCAUUGUUUGCCACCCCUGGUAAUCGGAGGCGCGUCUCUGAAGAUCUGCCUGGGCUGGGCCUGGGCCUCGCGACCCAGUGGGUCGGCAACAGCAAUAUAAGCUACUACUUCGUCCCUGUACUGGAAACAGUCGGGAUCUCCGAUCCAACCAAGCAACAGGGAGUCAACGGCGGUCUGCAGGUAUAUAGCUGGAUACUUGCAAUCUGUGGCGCUCCACUCGCUGAGCGUUGCGGACGUCGAAGACUCUUCCUGGUGUCCGCCUGCACCAUGCUGUUAUUUAUGAUUCUUGUCCUGGCAUGGUCGGCCGUCUUCGCCAACACGGGGAACCCCGCGUCCGGCGCUGCAGUCAUUGUAUUCCUCUUCCUGUUUCUGGGUUGGAUACGUUAUAGGAUUUACACCGAUUCCAAUCCUCUACGUCAACGAAAUAUGGCCCACUGA
Messenger RNA from Talaromyces stipitatus ATCC 10500, 1092 nucleotides. RefSeq names its product sugar transporter, putative. NCBI's taxonomy places the organism in Eukaryota, Fungi, Ascomycota, Eurotiomycetes, Eurotiales, Trichocomaceae. Gene Ontology annotation, biological process: transmembrane transport; carbohydrate transport. The transcript has 4 exons. Gene Ontology annotation, molecular function: carbohydrate:proton symporter activity. The record is from RefSeq and is a predicted model, not a curated record. Gene Ontology annotation, cellular component: membrane. The coding region runs from base 1 to 1092 and encodes 363 amino acids.